Molecule: messenger RNA, 3403 nt
Organism: Poeciliopsis prolifica (blackstripe livebearer)
Lineage: Eukaryota; Metazoa; Chordata; Actinopteri; Cyprinodontiformes; Poeciliidae
Gene: bcl10
Product: BCL10 immune signaling adaptor
Exons: 4
Coding region: 161-922 (253 amino acids)
Biological process (GO): adaptive immune response; positive regulation of extrinsic apoptotic signaling pathway; canonical NF-kappaB signal transduction
Cellular component (GO): cytosol; CBM complex
Molecular function (GO): NF-kappaB binding; transcription coactivator activity; kinase activator activity
Source: RefSeq, a predicted model, not a curated record
GUCGACGUAUUAUAACCUCGACACAAUCAGGAAGUCCGGCCGUUUUUCCUCCGUGAUUGAGACAGAAAACUUUGUCACAAAGGGAAAGGAUCGGGUUUUAGCGAUUAGUAAUGAGGUCGUCGUUGUUCACCCGGAACACCUGGAUUUUGAUUUAAGAGAAAUGGAUGUUUCUCACCUCACUGAAGAUGAAAUGGCAGAGAUAAAGAAAGACGUGCUGACCAGACUGCGGCAUUACCUCUGUGACAAAAUCAGAGCAGACCGCCACCUGGACUACCUGCGUUCCCGGAGGAUCCUGACCCGGGACGAUGCGGAGGAGAUAAGCUGCCGUACCACGCAGACCAAGAGGACGGCAACGCUGCUGGACAUCCUGGCUGAGAAUCCUCGGGGUCUGGACGCACUGAUUGACUCCAUCCGGGAGAUGCGCUCUCAAAACUUCAUCAUCACUAAAAUCACAGACGAAGUGCAAAAAGCAAAAAACGAGAAGAUCGAGUCUCUCAGAGCUGCGGGGGCUUCCAGUUCAUCCUCUGACAGCAGCUUUAGCACUCUAACCACAACGACUGACCUCCCCAACACCUUUUCAAACAACUCCACCCUCCUGUUCCACCCAGACGGGGAGCGAAGCCCUUCCACUUCAGACCUCGCCAGCUCUCUCAACGUGUCUUUGUUACAGAAGUGCGGAGACUUGCCCUCUGUGGCCGGGGCCAGCCUCGGUGUGGCACCCUCCUCAAACUCCUCCAGCCUCCCCAGGCCGGGAGACCCUGGGGCUCCUCCGCUCCCAGACGAGAUCAUGGCAGAGUCGCCCUCCAACAUAGACGCCACGUCGCCGGGAUGCACCAGCAGUGGAGGAGAUCCUAAUUUCCAGCCUCUUCGGUCACGCUCGCUCACCCCAACAUCACACAUUCCUCAGUUCACUUCUCUGUAGGACACUUCUCAUCCAGGGACAGACCAUUUAAUUCAAUAAGCACACCCAUUGUCUCUUCUUGUUACUUGUGCCUUUCACUGGCGGAACAUGAUGUACGUGAAACUAUAUGUUACCAAUAGGCAUGGGCCGCUGUGAGGUUCUCAUCAUGCUACUUACUCAAACAUUUUGAAAUUUAUAACCUGAUCUAUGUACUUUGAUGCAAACAAAUAAUUUUACCAUCAUAUGCUGCUAAAAUAAUGUAAUGUGUUGAUGUUUUCUUCCUUAUUUUGAUUUUAAUACAUAAUCUCUGAGAUAGAAUAAACACCUGCUAAAAUUAGAUGUAGUUUUCAAGUGCUUAUGUUACACCUUUUUGCAAUUUCCUCUUUCGUACAAGAGUGCAGUUUCAAAUCAUUUUUACUGUAAAGAGUGAUUCCCCACCAUGACCGGGCAUGUUUUAUUGCCACUGAGAUCCUCUAAGAGCUGGCAAAUCUGGCUUUUAUUGCAAGCAGCCGUUCUUCAGCUGAAGGCAGUGAGCAGCAACAGGUGAGGGUGGGGAAACAAAUCACUGCACUCACAGCCUGAGAAAACCUCAAACACUCAAACACUUUAUCUGCUGUUAGAUGAAAAGAAUUUUGAAUCAAAGGAGAAGUCUGAUUUCAAACUUUUGACAUGUCUUGAUAGGAUUCCUUUAGUUUUCACAGCUUACAGGGUUCCUACACAAUCUGAAAACAUAUGCUUUCUGAUCUCAGUAUUUUCCAGGUCUAAAAAAUUGUGGAAAAAGAAAAUGUGGUAUGGAAGAAAAUGUGUAUUUUCAGAUUAAAUUAUCUUGUCUGUUUGUAUUCCUCCUUUCUUUCUCCCUUCUGUAUCUCCUUCAUUCUUUCCUUUCUUCCUUAUGUCCUGUUUUCCACCUUUCAAACUAUCUCAUUGAAAUCAUUCCUUGCUUUUAACCUUGUGUCCUGGUUUUCUCCCUCCUUCCUUUAAAUAACUUCUUUCCUUCAUUUCAUCCUUGUGUUCUUCCUUCCCUCUUCCCUCACUUAUCCCUCCUGCUUUAUUUUCUUUUUUGUGUUCUUAACUCCCUCCGUCCCUCUCUUUUAUCCCACUUUUUCACCUUUUUACAUUCUUGUGUCCUGUCCUUUAUUUCCUUUUUCUUUUUAUCCUUCCGCUUUCUUCUUUUUCUUUUCUGUUUCCUCCCUCCCUCAUUAUAUCCCUCCUCAUUUUUUUCCUUCCAGCCCUGUGUCCUACCUUCCCUUAACGCUUCUACUUUCUUUCGUUUCUUUCCUGUAUUUCUUCUCUCCCUAUUCCCUUCCUUUUUCCUCAUGUCAUAAUGGAGUUACUCCCUAACUCCAUUAUCUCAUUCUUCCUUUCUUUAUUUCUUCCUUGAACCUUAGCGACUUUUGGCUUUACUCAGUUACCAAAAUCUCAGCUUGCUCCUGUUGUUUCUGUGGCAGUCAGACAAAAGAAUUUUAUUUGCAAUGUAGGAAUGGUAUGAUGGGAACUUUUAGCAUUUUUGCAAACUAACUUUUCUAAAUAGAAACAAAUUUUUAUAGCAGUACAUGGCCCAUGCCUAGACAUAACUACUCUUGUCGAUGUUUUCAUAAUGAAAAUGAAGGUAUUUAGCCUCAUAAUGUGUGUGUAUUUUGGACUCUGGCGCAACAAAAUAUUUUUUUAGUAUACAUAUAUUUAAAUGUUUUAACACAAAAAGAUAUGUAAAUGUGUUGUCCAAAUGAAUUGUACUACUGAAAAAUAACAAAUUAUAUAUUGCAACCAGAGAAAAUGUUCCAACUGCAAACUUUUAUUUUGCAAUGGUUCCAAUUAACAUCAUGUCAUAAAUUCCACCCUUUAUGUAAAAAUCGCAGAAAAUCUGAGUCACCAAUAGAAGCCUGGUCUACUUUUUCUUCUCAUAUUUGAGGUGUGAUUUCUUCAGAAAUUGUUGGGUGUGAAAACAUGGCAGCUGCAGUUUAGUUGAUGGAAGAGGUGUUUCCUGUUGUUUCUGUGCAUUACUGCAAGUGAACAAGAAUUUAUGUCACAGUAUCUUCACUACAAGUCUACAGUCAUAAAACACAAUGUGAAUGAUUAAUAUCCUUCUUUCUUGCAGAUCUUUGCAUAUGACUUGUAUUUGUUGUAUCCUAAAUAUUUCAAAGGAUCAGAUAGUGUUUUUUUUUUCUUUGAAUAUGUGGUUUAUAAGGCAGCUGUGUGGCAGACAGUGGCAGUUUUUGCAUUUUGGUGAUUUAUGGGCUGAAGAAGUAGGAACACUUCUUCAUUUAAUGGUAGAAAUAUAUAGAAAUAAGUCACAACUGCACAGGAACAUGGCCAUUCAUGGGAUAAAAACUAUGAAACAAAACAAAAAGAAAAAAUACAUGGCUAAUCAGAAACAUUAAGACUUAAUCCUUAUAUUUUGGUUUUAUGCUUUACCUACAGUGAGGUGGCCCUAAUGUCAAGAAAACAAAGGCAAUUGUUAUGUGUGCGUGUGUUUCUUUACAAUUAAAGGUUUGACAAAUAUAA